Folsomia candida is the source of this 3264-nucleotide messenger RNA. RefSeq lists its product as uncharacterized. The record is from RefSeq and is a predicted model, not a curated record. The transcript is spliced from 2 exons. Bases 1 to 3264 code for a protein of 1087 amino acids. Gene Ontology annotation, molecular function: nucleic acid binding. Lineage: Eukaryota; Metazoa; Arthropoda; Collembola; Entomobryomorpha; Isotomidae.
AUGGUCAAGGAGAAGAGAUGCUGCAUAGGGUGUCUCAACAGGGGUCAUCGCAUGCACGAAUGUCGAAGCAAACGAGUCUGCGGGAUUGAAGGAUGCCAGCAAACUCACUGUCAAUUACUCCACAACAGAAACGCCAGAAACUCAGAAGAAUCAUCCCAUAUUACGCAACAGCAAAGAAACCAGUCGUCUGAACAGGAAGUUGCUCUCAGUGCAGUCAGCGGACGGAGUAACCGCAACAUCAAUUACAACGUGAUUCCAAUCUACGCCAAGCGAACAGAUGGACAAUUGUUGCCGAUGUACAUGGUGCUGGACGGAUAUGCAUCGCUCACAUCAGCAGACAACUCAAUUCGACAGCAAUUGAAUUUGGAUGGGAGGAGACGACCUCUCACGGUGCAAGGAUUCCAAUCCACCACCACCACGCCAAACUCGUAUGAAGUGGAUAUCGAAAUCGUGUCAAGAUUGGAUGGAAAAUCUUACACAUUACGCAAUGUGAGAACAGUCCCCAAGUUGGAUCUGCCAAGUCAGUCACUAACAACAGAAACCCUGAAACGAUUCUCGCACAUUGAAGGAACCCCUAUCCUCGCUUAUCAAAAUGUUGUCCCAACUAUUCUCGUUGGAAUGGACAACUUCGAGCUGCAUCUGCCUAAAGAUUGGAAGAGUUGGAGAGCCAGCAGCAAUUCGCACAGCAAUGGGAUGGGCAUUAGUGUCAAGCCAAAUCUAGAGAAGCCAAGGUCAAGAGAUGACAUUAAAGCCCAAGUCAUUAUGGAUCCGACAAUACGACGAGUUUCGCACGGAUGGGAGAGCGGACUGCUCUGGAGAGAUGAAGAUGUGAAACUUCCCUGCAACAAGAAUUACGCAUUUCAACGCCUGAAGUCCAUGGAGAAGAAGAUGGACCAAGACCCUGAAUUUGCACGCCAGUACGUAGAACGAAUUCAAGAGUACCAAGAGAAAGGAUUCGCCAAAAUCCUGCCGCCAGAAAAAGCCGCAAUCGAAACAAGCCGCACUUUCUACCUGCCGCAUUUUAUGGCCUACAACGCCAAGAAACCCAAGAAGUACCGCUUCGUUUUCGACGCCGCCGCCAAAGUAUAUGGGAGAAGCCUCAACGAUCACCUCCUGCAAGGACCAGACAAAUUGGUGUCCUUACCCGGCGCUCUGCUCAAGUUUCGCCAAAGGAGAAUUGGGGUCACAGGGGACAUUAAGGACAUGUUCCACAGAAUAAAGAUCCGGGAGGAAGACGCUUGUGCUCAACGCUUUCUCUGGAGAGGAAUGGAUCGCGACAGAGAUCCCGACGUGAUGAAAAUGGGCGUCCUGAUUUUCGGAGCAUCCUGCUCACCAGCCUGCGCCCAAGAAGCCAAAAAUAAGAAUGCCGAGCAAUUCAAAGAAGAAUUCCCCGACGCCUACAAAGCAAUAGUUCAUCGCCACUAUAUGGACGACCUAUUGGAUAGCUACGACACGGAAGCCCAAGCAAUUCAAAUGCAAAAGGACAUCUUUGAGGUCCACCGCCGAGGGUCAUUCCAUAUCUGCAAUUGGCUAUCGAAUAACCCAGAAGUCAUGAAUGCAAUCCCUGCAGAACUUCAGUCAAAGACAAGUGAGAGUCUCGACAUCAAUAAGGAGGACCAGAUUGAGAGAGUUUUAGGACUCUUCUGGAUGCCGGAGGAGGACAACUUCACCUUCUGCCUGAAGUACCUCAAAGUCAGUGAAGAGGUCAUGAAAGGAAGACGCAUUCCCACCAAGAGAGAAAUACUUUCACUCGUUAUGUCGGUAUUCGACCCACUCGGAUUCUUAUCCACACUGACAAUCAAAGCCAAGAUGAUUUUGCAAAGAACUUGGAUAUCAGAGAUAGGAUGGGACGACGAGAUUCCAUCGUCUACUCAUCAAGCGUGGAAACUGUGGCUCACACUAUUGGAAAGUAUCACAGAGUUCAAGGUACCGAGAUGUUACUGCCCUACUUUCUCUCGGUCGACAGAUAACCAGCUCCACAUCUUCGGAGACGGAAGCGAAGAAGCGUUUGGAGUCGUAGCUUACUUUCGGAUCGCACACGGUAGCCAAGUAACUACAGCCCUGGUCAUGGCGAAAGCAAAUGUCGCCCCAAUUAAGCACCUCACAAUCCCACGUAUGGAACUGCAAGCCGCCGUAAUAGCAGCACGCCUAGCCAAAUUUAUUCAAGAUCAUCAUGAUGUCGACAUCCACAAAACGGUAUUCUGGAGUGACAGUCAAACGGUACUGAAUUGGAUCAGAGCGGACGGAAAACGCUAUCAACAAUUUGUUGCAAGUCGCAUUGGAGAAAUCCAUGAGCUCACAGACGCUUCGCAAUGGAGGUGGAUUUCCACAAAAGAAAACCCAGCCGACGAGUUGACAAGGAUGAGUAGCCAUUGCGAUUGGACAUCACAAAGCAGAUGGAUAAAUGGUCCAGAAUUCCUGAAAUUAGAAGAGAAUCUUUGGCCUACACAGAAGCGCACCAGCAAGAAUGAGAUGACAGCAGAAGCAGAAUUAGAAUUGAAAAAGGAGCAAAUUCUACGAAUAGAAGAGAAGAGAAAGUGCAGCCUUGACGCAUCAAACAUCUCAUCGUGGACACGACUGAUCAGAGUCACAGCGUACAUCUUGAGAUUCAUCGCCAAGAUUCGCAAAGUACCUUCACGAACGGGAGCGCUAUUUCCCUCAGAAUUACGUGGAGCACAAAUGUAUUGGAAUCGAGUGGCGCAAAUGGAAUCAUUUCCCGACGAAGUAGCAGCACUGAAAAAUGGAACCAGUCUGCCAAGCAAGAAUAUGCUGACAGGAUUAAGCGUAAAGUUGGAUGACGGAUUAUUACGUAUAGCAGGAAGACUAGAAAAUGCAAAUCUACCGUUCCGCCAGAGACGACCGAUCAUCCUCAGCCGUCAUCAUCCCUAUGUCAAGCUAUUGGUGCAGUAUUUUCAUGAAAUAUGCGGCCACCACGGUCAAGAAAGAAUUUGUAACGAGAUUCGACAACAAUAUCACGUUAUUGGACUCCGAACUGCAGUCAGAGCUGCCCAAAGCCGAUGCCAAAGUUGCAAGAAUAGAAGAGCAGUACCAAUCCCACCAGAAAUGGGACAACUUCCCAAGUUUCGCGUCGAGAACCCCGGGUAUCCAUUCAACAUGACAGGUUUGGACUACUUCGGGCCUAUUCAAGUCACAGUCAAGAGAAGUACAGAGAAACGCUACGUCGCCCUGUUGUGCUUGUGCUUGCUUGCUUGUGUAGCAAAAAGUCAAGACAAAGUCGUAUGUAAACUCGGGCCACUAUUUUAG